This is a messenger RNA of Knipowitschia caucasica, 1146 nucleotides long. Lineage: Eukaryota; Metazoa; Chordata; Actinopteri; Gobiiformes; Gobiidae. The record is from the annotation of a GenBank genome assembly.
AUGACGGGAAAUAUAGAUGCAGCCAAAGGGGGCACUCUCGGGCCCACCCUGGGUUUGGUGAAGUCCAGUUCUCUGGAGAGUCUGCAGACGGCUAUGGAGGAGGUUCGGCAGAGCUCCGGAUUCCCCCAGGUGCCCUUUCACAAGCCGCGGGCGCACAUGGUCCGAGGCCGCGGCUGCAACAUGAGCUUCAGGCACGCCAUCGACAAGUCCUACGAGGGCCCUUCAGAGGACGAUGACGACUUGUCGGACCACAGCUCUGGACACGAGACUCCGGCCAGCACCUCGUCUCGUAACGAUUUGGACGCAGACGAAAGCAACGGCAAGAAGAAUAAGAAAACGAAAGGAAAGAAGAAAGAUAAGAAAAUGAAGGUCAAGAAGGAGCCAGUGGAAGAGGUGGACCGCAAGAAGAAGAAAGGGUUCGGGCUCUUGAGGUUUGGGAAGAAGAAAGACGACAAAACCAAAGGAUCCAAGACCAAACUGGACGCACUGAGUGAAGAGGAGCUGGACCGGACGGACCAUCGAGACAGUCCUGGUCCUCGCUCUCUGUCUGGUCCCAUGACUCCGGACUAUGACGAUGACGACCCGUUCUACGCUCGCAUCAACGACUUCCGCCAGCCGCCUCCUCAGCUCGACAGGAGCCGCAGUCCCUCUCCUGCCCCAGCCGCUUUGAGGCAGCGGAACCCCACACAUGCCUCAGCUGAAGACCUGGAAGGACUCUACGCUAAAGUCAACAAAGCCAAGAAGAGUCACCAUCCGAGCCAGGACGAGGGAGGACAGAGGGAGUACCACAACUCCAGAGCAGUCCCAGGAUACGACCAGCUGGACGCCGCCAGACGCAGAGCUCUGGAGUACGAUCCAAACCGAAUGGCACCCAGACAGAACGAAACCCGGCCUUCGCACCACUACGAGGAAAUAGACCGGCAGUUCCUCGCCCAGGCCCGGAGGGACCCAUACGACUACCCCAGACCCGUUGAUCUCCUCCCUCCGCCUCAGUCCAUGCAGUACCACCCGGCGUCUCCUCACCCAGAGCAGAGGGGGAGGCCACAGCAGUACGAGCCACGUAGAGAGGGUCACAGACAAGCCAGUCCAGGACGCUACAUCGAGCAAGACCCACGGAGGAAGAACGCAGUGAUCGGAGCUGUGUGA